UGAUGUUUGUCAAGUCCUUCUCUCUCUGCAACUACCCACAGGAGUCCCCUGCUUCUUCUCUCUCCUUCUUUAACUUCAACUUUUUUAACACUUUUUAGCUUCUCUCUUUUUCACCAGUGCUCUGCGAAAUUGCCUUUCAAAGCUUAUUAGGGCUUUUUCCUCUUGUCAUUACAAUAACAAGAAAUCAAAGAUAAGAUUACAAUCCCAUUAAAUUUAACAAAUCUCCUUCCUUUUUUCACUUUCAUGACAAGGGCCCUCCGUCCUCAGCCUCAUCUGUCGGUGUUUCCUUAUUUAUAUCAUUCAUCUUCUUCUCCGUCUGUUUUGGGUUUUUUAAGGCCUUUGGAUCUACUGUUAUCUAAAAGGGGUUGCAGCGAGUGGUGGGUUAACUUCAGAUUGCUCUGUUUUUUUCCCUUCUUUUUUUUUGUUUCUUUUUUUCUUUCAUUUCCCUUUUUGAAAUCAAAGAAGUUUGUGUCAAAGGGGAAUGAUUUACUUCAAUUUUGGGCCUUUUUGAAGAGCUACUUUUUUGAAAACUUAAAUGGGAAGCAAUUUGCGUUGAACGAAUAAACGUGAUCCAUAGUUACUGUGCGUCAUUAUGUAUAGUUACUCUGCGGGUAUGAAAUGAAAGUUUCUGGAUCCUCUUCUUCUUCUUCUUAGCAAUUUAUAUGUGAGAAACCUAUGAGGUUGGUUCUUUAAACUGCCCCGCUUCUUGGGUUUUUCUCUUUCAUAUGGACAGCUUAGCUGAUUUCACAUUUUGUUCUUUGAGACUUACAGAGUUUCGGGUUCAUAACUCAGAUGGUUAUCGAUAGCGUUUACGUUACCAAAUCCAGUUUUUGAGUCAUAUCUGGCAAAUCGUUCAAUGCGAUUUUGAGUAGUAGUUUUAGCUGUUUUCAGUGGCGUCAUCAGAGUGAUGGAAGACAUAGGGCUGUUCAAGCAGGGAUGGAAAUGGCUUCAAACCCAGAAACACGUGUAUUCGCGGGUGCGAACUGGUCUGGGGUGCUUUAGGGAGAAAAUGGGAGUGGUUGCAGAGCGCCAUUGGCCGAUGGUGUGUAGUGGGUGCGCGAGACUCUUUAAGCUUUUGGUGUUGCUGUUGAUUUACUGGAAAGACUGCGUUUUUCGGGGUUUUCAGUCAACUAUUAAACUGGGUUCGGCUUCGUUGCUUGUCAUAAUGUGGAGUUGCUUUCUUAGUCUGACUUCUAUUUCUUGCUUGGUUUAUGUACUCCUCAGUAUGGGAGCUGCUGGUGCUGCAGUUAAGUACCUGGGUUACACUCCUGGGCUUUUUAUAGUAGGACUUUUUGCUAUUCUAAUUUUAUGGAUGUAUGCUAACUUUUGGAUCACCGGAACCUUGUUUGUAGUUGGAGGUAUGCUUGAUUACUUUGACAUCGGNNNUGCUCGGUUGGUGGUCUUGAUGGCAACUGUAUAUGCACUUUAUUGUGUCAAAGUUCAACUUGGAUGGCUUGGUGUUUCUCUGUCAGUUAAUCUUUCAUUUCUCUCAAAUGAUCUAUGUAAUUGUCUGCUCCAAUGGUGUGACAAUGUGAGUGAAAGCACACAUUCUGAAGAACUGAAACAAGCAGAAAAAGUUCUGGAAGAUGAGUUCUCUGGAGAGUGUGAGUACUCAGUUCCUGUUGAUGAACCUGAGAAGGUGCACUCAAGUAAAGCAUACACCAAGCCAGCUGCUACAACUAUUGUUACUAACCAGAAGGAGUCUUCUACUAGCAAGGUGAUCAGAGAAGAAAUCAAUUCAGCUGAUGAAAUGAGAAGGAUAUUAAAUAGUAUUGAUCAUUAUGAGGCAUUGGGUUUUCCUCGUCAUAAAAAGAUUGACGCUAUAGUAUUGAAAAAGGAAUACAGGAGAAAGGAACAUGAUUGUUUUAUUUGUCUCUGGCAACAUAAAGUUCCAAAGCCACAUCAUGAUCAUUGAGUCUUCUUCAUCCCACAUGUCAAACGCGGGGUCUUCUGGUUUUGGUCCUCUGCCUAAGAGGUGGUUGAGUUUUCCUUUUCUUUUGAUCCAAAUUAAUUGCAACCAACUCAAGUAGUCCUUCCCGGUGAAGUGAUAAGCAGCUUGAAUUGGCUGAAAUUUUCUAUUAUUUUGGUAGUGUUUCCCAUUUGGGAAUUUGUUCCUGUACUUUGGGAUAUAGCCUCCGACUUAUUUUAAGAGUUGUGGAGCAAUUAAGAUCAAAUAAAAGGUCAUGGGAAGGAUGUUGCCAGUAGAGAGCGCGGCUGUGUGCCUGGAUAGAACCAUCAACUGGAGCAACCGAGCAGGAAGGCGGUAGCACAAGUCUCAGCAACCUAGACAGAGACAUGUGCAAUAGGAUGAGCCAUAGCUUGGUCUAUGCGGCUGGCGGUGUGCAGCCAAGGAGGUUGGAGGUGUGACUGAAGAAGCUGGGUGUGAGGCUGUGGCAGGAUUGGCUGGAUAGGGCACUGUGCAGGUGCAGGCAUGUGGUUCUGGCAACUGACUGCUGAGCAGUUCCUUCUGGCAGCUUUUGGCUGUGAGCUUUUGGUGGCUAGGGCUCGCUAUGAAGGCUGGCUUGUGGUGGAAAUGGCUGUUGUGGUGGCUGAAGGUUAGGGUUGUGGUAGCCGGCAAUAAAGGUCAACCACCCUUUAGGGUUUUCUUAUUUUGGCAAUGAAGGUCAAAUAAGAUUUAUAGCAGAGUUUAUGGUUUCUUAACUUGACUCUAAUACUAUGUGAACAAUAGUUGGAUAUAUAUUUUAUUGAAUAUUAUAACUAUAUAUCAAAGUUUUCUAGAAUAGAAAAGGAAAUAGACUAUUAAUUAUAUAGGGUAUAUUUUACCAGAACGCCCUUUAACUCAAUUACACACUCCCUUUAAAAUGUUCUGAUAACUUAUUAGUUAGGAUCUGAUUUCCAGUGAAGGAGGGUAUACUUGUGAGUUUCGCUCUUAUGGAAUGUUUUCUUGACUCAA
Carica papaya (papaya) is the source of this 2914-nucleotide messenger RNA. The record is from RefSeq and is a predicted model, not a curated record. NCBI's taxonomy places the organism in Eukaryota, Viridiplantae, Streptophyta, Magnoliopsida, Brassicales, Caricaceae.